CGAGAAGGGAAAUUGUAUGUUUAUUAAUUCUACUUGUACUUUUGAAUUUACAACCUAGAUCUGACAAUGCUGACGUGAGCAGAAAUUCAUUAUGCCUUCCGGGUUUGCUGUUUUAUUGAAUUCUGCUCUCAAACUGAUUUGCCUUGUGAGUUCUACACUCUAGUAUAGGCACCAAAUUAACCCAGAUGGUACAGUUCAGAAGUCUUACAAGUUUUUAUCGCGGUAUAUUUUAGCAUUUAUUUGAUAUACCUGAGCAAAAAAAUAUGCACACUCUCUCCUUUCAUAGAAUCAUAGAAUGUUUUGGAUUGGAAGGGACCAUAAGGAUCAUGUAGUUCCAACCCCCCUGCCCUGGGCAGGGACACCUCCCACCAGACCAGGCUGCUCAAAGCCCCAUCCAGCCUGGCCUUGAACCCCUCCAGGGAUGGGGCAGCCACAGCUUCUCUGGGCAACCUGGGCCAGGGGCUCACCACCCUCACAGCAAAGAAUUUCUUGCUGAUAUCCAAUCUAAAUCUCCCCUCUUCCAGUUUGACCUGCUCACCGGUUUGACCAGCAGCAUUUGAGUGUUAGUGAAUUGAAGGUUUGGGAGAAACAAAACCAAAGAAAAAGAUAAGCAAACCUAAAAAGGAGAUUUUUGUUCUAAGUCUGACCUUAGGUCAGGAGAUGGAGAGUUAUAUGAAAUUAUCAGUUGUGCAGCAAGUGGGAUGCAUCAGCGCCAGCGGUCCAGGAAGUUUCAAGGCUUUAAAUCGAUUUCAAUUCUGUAAAUCAAAUCUGGACGUGUCGGAGAUGCUGGAGACGCUUGUUUCUGGGGGGAUUCGAGGGUGGGGGUCCGGCGUUCAGACAGCCCCUGGGUCUCUGGUUCCCGGCGGCCACCGCAGGACCCCGCAGGCCGGUGUCCCUGCGCCGCUGUGGCGAGGGUCGGGGCCUCUUGCCGCGGCGGCUCCGGCGCAGGCCGCGGUUGCCCGGGCGACCACGGAGAGGGGCGUGAGUGACCUAUCGGAAGCAGUAUCCGUCGCCAUCCGGGUCAGCAUGGCGGCGGGGCGGGCGCGGCGGGGAGGAUGCCGCUGGUGGUCCUGUGCGGGCGACCGGGCAGCGGGAAGAGCCGGCGGGCGGCGGAGCUGCGGGAGGCGCUGGGCGGUCCGGAGUGCCAGGCCCACGUCGUGGCCGAGGCGGAGGGCGGCCGGGGGGAGCUGCGUGCCGAGGUUGAGCGGCGGCUGAGCCGGCGGGACGUGGUGAUCGUGGACGCGGGUAACGAGCUGCGGAGCAUCCGCUACGAGCUGUACUGCGCGGCGCGGCAGGCCGGCACGGCCCGCUGCCUCCUCCACUGCGUCGGCGGCUCGGGCCGCCCCGACGAGCCGCCCUUCGAGGCCCCCGACCCCCGCAACCGCUGGGACCGGCCGCUCUUCACGGUGCACGGGGAGGAGCCGCUGCCGCUGGCCGCCAUCCGCGCCGCCCUCUUCGAGAGCGCCCCGCCGCCGCCGCACCGCGCCACCCGCUCCCAGCCCCUGCAGUCCUGCGGCUUCCUCCACCACCUCGACCGUGUCACGCAGGAGGUGCUGGCCGCCGUCAUGGCCGCCCAGAGGGACGGGGCGCAGCCCGGGGAGGUGGUCCGCGUCCCCGGCGUGGCCGAAGGGCUGGUGCUGACCCGGCCCGUGAGCAUGGCCGAGCUGAGCCGCCUGCGCAGGCAGUUCAUCAGCUACACCAAGAUGCAGCCCAGUGAUGAAAACUUGCCCCAGUUGGCCAGCAUGUUCCUGCAGUACCUUAGCCGCAGCAUCCAGUGAAGCCUGACACCUGUGCCGCACACAGCAGUGGCCGUGGUCCGGUCCCAAAGUGCUCGCAACAGUAAGAACGUGCCUUCCAGCCACAGACCCACGGAGCUCGGGUCCCACCUAUCGCAUAUUGGAUCAUAGAAUCACAGAAUAUCUCAAGUUGGAAGGGACCCAUAAAGAUCAUCAAGUCCAACUCAUGUGGCAACAGCAGCUCUGGGAAGAUGGAUGCCAUGUCCCUGCAGCACCCGAGCAAGCUAUAUUGCUAAGGGGAUCUGUAGGGAUGCUGUUCCUCCACCCCUGCGUUCUCCUCACUUGCAUCUUUGGAAAAGGAGAGCUACUGUUGCAUGCCUGAGCAAGUGAAGUCUCCUAUGGAGACCUAAACCCCAGUAAUCCAAUAGUGUCUCAGCAUGAAAGCCCAAAAGGUGGUGACUGUAGGGAAAACUUUCUGCCUCCGCAGUGGCAUGUGUAUGUCUUGAAUAAGAAGAUUGUUUUUCCAAGGCUUUCUCCAGCUAAUGUCAAACUGCAGAGGAGACUUCUGGUGCAGAACUGUAACAGGCUGUAUUUUUAGGAUGUGACUGUUUCAAAAAAUCCUGCUGAAUCCAAGAGAUAGAUUUGCAAACUGUGUGUGACAGAACGGUGCCGGCUUAGCAUACUCAAACCUCUCUGUUUCAGGUUUAGCAAUAAAAUGUGUGCCUUAAAUAGAGUACGGUCUUAAUUUAUCUGCAGGACUAUUUUAUUGAAAUAAUUUGCUGUGUCUUUUUCUCUGCAAGGUCAUCGUUAAACGCCUUUAAAAACACUUAGUUCUUUAAGAAUGAGUGCUGUCAUAGGAAAAGUGAGCUAAAAUGACAGUGUCUGUUCUGGGUGAAACUCUCCCAUAAAUCUGUACCAGCUGUGAUGGGUAACUUAGUUUUGCACUUAGUUUCAACUAAUUUCAGUCUUUGCUAUACCACAUAUAUAGCUUAUAUAAACUUUUCACUUUCUAGGGGAUGCUUCAUCUCUCAUUUUAAUAAAUUGUGGCUUUUGGUUUUAAUUGUAUGUGUAGUGCUGCCUGGGAGGAAAUGGUAAAGUGGGGCAGGAAGGGUUACUUUAAUUACAAUGGCUGUUUAUCUGACAUACUGGCUGCUAGGUGGACUUAUGCAUUGCAGGAGUGAGAAAUGACUACAAAAAUGUUUUGAUGUAAAUAAGGUUAUUUUUCCUGUCUAAGUAAAGAGAAUAAAGCUGGGAAAGUACA
This is a messenger RNA of Chroicocephalus ridibundus (black-headed gull), 2997 nucleotides long. It is a transcript of the gene KTI12, whose product is annotated as KTI12 chromatin associated homolog. The transcript has a single exon. Lineage: Eukaryota; Metazoa; Chordata; Aves; Charadriiformes; Laridae. Gene Ontology annotation, biological process: tRNA wobble uridine modification. The coding region runs from base 1056 to 1778 and encodes 240 amino acids. The record is from RefSeq and is a predicted model, not a curated record.